Molecule: messenger RNA, 1857 nt
Organism: Arvicola amphibius (Eurasian water vole)
Lineage: Eukaryota; Metazoa; Chordata; Mammalia; Rodentia; Cricetidae
Gene: Slc25a29
Product: solute carrier family 25 member 29
Exons: 4
Coding region: 144-1064 (306 amino acids)
Biological process (GO): mitochondrial L-ornithine transmembrane transport
Cellular component (GO): mitochondrion
Molecular function (GO): high-affinity L-arginine transmembrane transporter activity
Source: RefSeq, a predicted model, not a curated record
CCCCGCGUGCUGGACGCAGGGGGAGCGCUUCCUAAGAGUCAUCACCCAGCUGCCAUCCGGACCAGGCUUGCCGGACAGUCGGAGCCCCGACGGCCCGGGGGCCAUAAGAGUAGUAGGACUCAGGCGGCUCGCAAGGCCGGGCCAUGGCGCUCGACUUCCUGGCUGGAUGCGCUGGAGGUGUGGCAGGUGUGCUAGUGGGACACCCUUUUGACACAGUCAAGGUGCGGCUGCAGGUACAGAACACGGAGAAGCCCCAGUACCGAGGGACGCUGCACUGCUUCCAGUCCAUCAUCAAGCAGGAGAGUGUGCUGGGCCUGUAUAAAGGUCUGGGCUCGCCACUAAUGGGGCUCACCUUUAUCAAUGCGCUGGUGUUUGGGGUGCAAGGCAACACCCUUCGGGCCCUGGGCCAAGACUCACCACUCAAUCAGUUCCUGGCUGGAGCAGCAGCAGGCGCCAUUCAGUGUGUCAUCUGUUGCCCCAUGGAACUGGCCAAGACAAGGCUGCAGGUGCAGGACGUGGGCCCCGCUCGAACCUACAAGGGCUCCCUGGACUGCCUGGUACAGAUUUACCGGCACGAGGGCCUGCGUGGCAUCAAUCGAGGCAUGGUGUCCACACUUCUGCGCGAGACACCUAGCUUUGGCGUCUACUUUCUCACCUACGAUGUACUGACGCGCGCCAUGGGCUGCGAGCCAGAUGACCGCCUGCUGGUGCCCAAGCUGCUGCUGGCUGGGGGCACAUCAGGCAUCACCUCCUGGCUCUCCACCUAUCCUAUGGACGUGGUUAAGUCACGACUGCAAGCCGAUGGGCUGCAAGGAGCCCCUCGCUACCAUGGCAUCGUCGACUGUAUGCGGCAGAGCUACCAGGCUGAGGGCUGGCGAGUCUUCACACGAGGACUGGCCUCCACGCUGUUACGUGCUUUUCCCGUCAAUGCUGCCACCUUUGCCACAGUCACUGUGGUGCUUACAUAUACCCGGGGUGAGGAGGCCCAGCUAGACAGUGAGGCAGUUUCGGGCACCUCUGCCACCCCUGCUGGGCCUGCUCUGGCCCAGCCUUCCAGACUGUGAUGCUGUCUCUCCCAACAACUUCCCUAGGGCUACUUGGCUGAAACCUGACACAGAUAAUGUGGCUCCUCAGCCAGUCUCCUUGCUCCUUGGCUGGCGAUACUAGCCAGCCUAUACCCUGCUGACCUUCAAUUUUCUUAGCUGUAAAAUGGGGACUCUUCAUACAUGGUACAUUCAAGAAGGUCAAGCCUGGUUAAGUCUACACUCUGCAGACAGCACUGCCAGUGAGAAUUCCUCAAGCCCUACACUCCAGGGCUCUCUCCUGAUCCGACUAUAAUAAGCUGGCCAAGGACCCACCCAUUCCCCAGAUCCUCCAUCCACAGAGUCCCAGGAAGAUACUUGGCCAGCUCUCACGGGUAGGGGCAGCGGAUAGUGUAGAGUGCUCCUCGUGCUUCUGAGCUGCUGCCCUUGAACUGCAGAUGGGGUCUGGGGUGCUGGCAGCAAGUCUGUUGAGGAUCCUUCCCAUGCAUGGGGAGCAGGCAGGCCACUGCCUCAGUGUCUCCACAGUGAAACUGUGUGACAGCUGUGGCAAGAGGAAAUCUCAUGCCUGGACUUCUAGUUACCUGUCUGCAACAUGGGGACCUGGGUCAGCCAUGUCUGCCUCACUACUGCCAGCCAGGAUUCCCAAUAGUGGGUAGGCAGAGGGCCCAGAAGAACACAGUGUGGGUUGCCCCACUUCCCAGUGCCCAUGUCCCUGGUCUUGGCAGCAGGUACAGUAGAGCCAAUUUGGGUGUCUCUCCAGCAGCCUGUCACUGUUGGACAGGACCCUCUAAAGGAAUAAAGUCUUGUUUUCUAA